Molecule: messenger RNA, 2100 nt
Organism: Cyphellophora attinorum
Lineage: Eukaryota; Fungi; Ascomycota; Eurotiomycetes; Chaetothyriales; Cyphellophoraceae
Exons: 3
Coding region: 1-2100 (699 amino acids)
Molecular function (GO): phosphatidylinositol binding
Source: RefSeq, a predicted model, not a curated record
AUGGCUACAACUCUGUCACCUGGUCAAUCGGCCGCCUUGUUUGACAUACUUUCGCACUAUGACACGUACCAGGAGAUCAGAGAUUUUCGAAAUGUCGGUAGUCUGGCGCAUUAUGGGCCGCCAUUUACCACACACGUCGGACAGCCAUCUACUGCUCCAGCACUCCAGACGCUUGUCACCAAGUAUCUGCUGACCCUUCCUGGGCUAAGGGAUCUGCCUGGAGACUGGUGGAAGGUACAAUGUCAUGACAUUAUCGAGAAUUUCGAGAAGUCCAACCUCAGCGAGAGCUAUGACAAAGGUUCCAUCGGCAGUCGGAAAACUCUGGCCACAGCCAUCUCAGCACUCAUCGAGUAUCCCGUUCGCGGCACAUUCGGUGGCUUUGCGGAAGUCAAGGACAGUGAUUCCCACUACGACAUCUCAAAGGCAGACGAUCUCGCCCGUGCUUUCCGAGACUUCAUGGACGGAUGCAUCUACGGGACUGCUCUGGAGGAGACAGUCAUGAAGGCUUCCGAAACAGAUGAUCUGAGCCAGCACAGCUCGCUGAUCAAAGGUGUACAUGAGUUUGUCCUCGUAAAUGUUGCAUCCUUGAUGCACUACACGCUUGUUCUAUCGCCCAAGGGGCAAUAUUUGCUCAAGCUGAUCGAAAAUGCCAACAAGCUGAUACCCUACCUGGUCAUUAGACAGACACUCAAGAUCGGCAAUGUCGCUUCCAUGAUCAGUGCGAUGAUGCGGGUUGUUCUGGCCAAGAUGAGCGUAACCAGUGUAACCAACUGGAUAGGCUUGACAUCAAAUGCCGACGAUGGAAUGAACUUGCUCCAACACAUUGUCUCAACAGUACUACAUUGGGACACGAGAGAGCUCGAUAGUCGGGCAAGUAAGAUCGAGAAGGAACGCGGCAAAAGUGCCAAGGAGCAGUUACAAAUCCUGAAGGAGUAUCCUUCCUUGCCGCGAGAAGAGCAGGAGCGAAUACGAAGCAAAAGUCAGAAGGAGUCCAUCUCCAUUGUGACUGCCAUCUUCAGAGCGAGGGACAUUGAGCAUACACUCAAUGAACACGAGCAUGAGAUAUCACUGGAAUAUCUCAGCAUACAACUCUCGAUCCGUGAUAGGCAGGAGAUCAUUCGAGUCUUGUGCCACACUAGUCCGGACUAUUUCACCAAGUCGAUACGAGAACUCGUCGAUGCUUACUAUCCUGUCAUAAGGGAUAUGCACAAUGCUAUCAACCUGUCGGGUACUAUCUCAGACAUGGAGUCAUUCAUCCGAGAUAUGAUCAAAGUCGGCAAGAUUCAGUCCGACAGCAAGGGCAACACCAUAAACCCUUCGGUGGGCGAUUUCGUGAUGCUCUUGCGUAAGCACCAGUUCUCGUGCCACACUUUCAUACAUCAAGCAUGCAAGAAUGGUCCCGAACUCGUCGACUGGUACUUGGGCUGGGCCAAAGGUGCCGCCGCUGAGUUCAAACGAGCAGAAGGUGCCAAGGACGAAGCUGGCCAUACUGAUGCUGGCAAGCUGAAUGCAGAGCUCAACAAGCUGUUCGAGAGCCUCACGAAGGAGCAGCAAAAGCAGAUCACUCCAGUGCUGGAUGCACAGAUCGAGUACUUGGACGAGAUGCACGCAUCCUCUAGGAGCCGACUGGAGGCAGUGCUGCAUUCGCAACCCUCGAACGAGAAACACAUUGCGAGCGUGCUUUCAGGCAUCAACAGCCGUCCAUCAAGUCGACCUGCAUCGAGAGCUCAAUCUCCCGCUCCACAAUCCCCCAAGGAACGCAAUGCUCAACCGACACAUAAGGAUCAUAGCCUGCCAACUCCGAAGGUAUCGUCAGGCGCGGGCCCGGGUGCUUUCCUGUCGCGGUGGCAAGACAUACUCGAUCACACGCCCAUCUCUCCUCUCACGUCCGAGGGCAAAGUGCAGAAAGCGAGCAGCACGGUUGUCGUCAAUGCAAGUACCAAAGACGUUGACGGUCAGACGCUGGUCGAGUAUGCCUCGAAAGAGGCCCCAGGCAACCAAGUCAAGCCGCGGGCGAAAAAGCCCGAUGCUCGCAUUAUUGUAGACUGCAUGGGCGUGGAGUUCAGACGCCUGCUUGCAGAGAAGAGCUGCUCAUGGUAG